Molecule: messenger RNA, 5007 nt
Organism: Coccinella septempunctata (seven-spotted ladybird)
Lineage: Eukaryota; Metazoa; Arthropoda; Insecta; Coleoptera; Coccinellidae
Product: dentin sialophosphoprotein-like
Exons: 4
Coding region: 470-4660 (1396 amino acids)
Source: RefSeq, a predicted model, not a curated record
ACCGAAAGAUCUACAAAUCGUAAGUAUAAAAUCCAGUCAGUUUCGAAUCGAUCGAAGAGCUAAUAACAACAAAUUUUAUUUGUUUACAUUUUCGCGUUACGUAGAACCUUCCAUUGUUUAUGUUUAGUAUUUUCGUUCGAAUGGCAUGCUUAUUAACGACGUACACAAUGUAAACAGUCGGACGAAUUCCUAUUUCGAAAAAAUCCCCUGGAAAUACUGUUACAUCCCCGAGAAUUAUCCUCCUUCCCAUCUUCCGGACGAGGACCAAUCUUGACCAGUUCAAGAAGAUACGUCGUCGUUUUUACCUACGUGAUCAAAAGUUGAGGUGAAAACACAACAUUCUGAUCAAUAUAUAUAUAUAAACCCACCGUCGACUUCACCUUGCAUUAAAGGAUAAGUUAGCCAUCGUUAAGUCACGCGCGGUUCAAAAAUAUAAUCAAUUUUAUCCGAGGGUAUUUCAAAUAGUAAAAUGAAGCUAGCGCAGCCGGCUGUGCUCGCUCUAUUCGCGGUGAUUUUUCUCUCGAAAACCAGUGAAAUCGACAGUGCACCCGCCUGCGAAGAUGGCUGGUGGUCCAAGAUCAAACCCUCCCAGAAAUCCUGCCAGUUGGGUCAUCUCGUCGAGAUCCUUUCGCAUCUGUUGAGCAACAGUCAACCGUGCACCUGUAAGAGUAUCGAUAAUGCUGCCCAAUCUACCACUCCGGGGAAAAAUGGCACUGAUGGUGGUGGUAAAACGACCCCUAAGCGUCCCGCCAACGAUCCUGAUUACUACGAUGACGAUGCCCUGGCUUUGGGAUGGUCCAAAGGGAAACCAACCACUGGUGAUGAAAAUUCGACUACGGAAAGAACUGGAUCUAGUUCGUCGAAGAAUGUAGGAGUUGAUGGAUCAAAUUUGGACCAGUCUAACCGAGAAACUAGUGAUUUUUCGACGCAUACAACCGAAUCCAGUGAAGAUAAUUCAACAAGACCAGGUCGUUCGACAACCCUAAUAGACAUGGGUGAUACAUCUACAACUGAUAACGAGAAAACUGAAGAAACAUCAGCGACUCCAACUGGUGACGAAGAAAGUAUGGUAACUUCCAACUCCGAACCGUAUCAUACCACAACGUUCUUCAGUGCUACAGAGGAUGAAACAAACCCGGAAUCGAGUACUCCAACUGGCUCUGAUGAAAUUAUCUCCCUAACGCAGAAGAAUCCCAAGGAUCCUCCGAAUUCAUCGUCGCACAAAAAAAAGAUCGCACUAGAAGACGACGACGAUAAAGACUACACAACUCCCGAACUGUAUAGCAGCGACAUUUCGACCGUAUCAAACAAGUACACGAGGGGUGACCUAGUUGACUACCACCCGAAGAAAAAAGUGCCAAUUUUCGGAAUGGAUAAUUUCGGAUCGGCUACCACAACUGACGUUACCCAAAUGGCAGAGGACCAAUCAACGAUGGGGUUUCACAAAGAGGAUUUUUCAAUCUCCGAUGAAACACAUCGAGUGCCUGGAUCGGAACAGACGACUGUGAACCCCUUCACAGCAGAAAAUUCCGAGGAUUCUUCAACAGGUUCAAAAAACGACGAGGAUAGUGAUUCAUCACAAACAUCGGAAUCGGAUGAAUCACUGACAUCAACUGAAUCAACGACAAAUUCUGUGAAACUCGCUACAACGGAUGAUAAAAUCGACGAUGAUGCAAGUGGAAGUUGUUCAACGUCAGAAUCCAACGAAUCGAAUACCCAAAACGACUCGACGACCCAAGGGUGCUCAGAAUCGACGGGAACCUCAACAAGGAGCUAUUCAACUACCCCCGAUGAUCCCAGAUCAGCUACUGAUGAUGUAAGUACAGAUUCCUCUCAAACAUCGGAAUCCGACGAUGAUUCAACCGUUGAAAGUUCCUCAACGACUACUUCAACAACCACCGAUAAUGCAAAUGGCAAUUCGUCGCAAACUUCAGAUGAAUCAGGUACAUCAGACGAUUCAACCACCGAAAAUUCUUCGGAAAUGAGCACCACCACUGGAAAGACUCAUUCAACCACUCUCAAAGACGGAACUGAAACAACGUCUGAUGACGGUAGUGCCAGCAGCUCAUCACAAACCUCAGAAUCAAACGAAUCAGAUGACUCAACAACCGACAAUUCAUCGGAAACGACUACUUCAACAACUGGAAAAACGCAAUCAACCACCAGUGAUGACGGAUCAACCUCCGACAACCAGAGUAACGAUUCAUCGACGUCCGAAUCUAACGAAUCCGGAAAUCCAGACCAUUCGACGACAGAAAAUUGCCCGGAAUCUAGUACCACGACCGGAAGGGUUCAAUCAACCGUACCAGAAGAUGGAGGAACCUCUGACGAUUCAAGCAGCGACUCUUCGCAAACCUCGGAAUCUGAUGAAUCGAGCACCUCGUCUGAUCCAACAACGGUUGAUCCGUUAAAACCCUAUACUUCAACAGAAAGAACUCAAUCCACCACAAUCAAUGAAAGUAGUGACUCAUCGCAAACAUCAGACGAAUCGGAUAGCUCGACAACAGAAAAUUCAUCGGAACUUGGUACUUCGACUAAAAGAAGUCGAUCCACUACCCCUAAGUACUACCUGACAACGACUUCAACCACCUACGAUGGAGCUGGAACAACGUCUGAUGAUAGUAGCAGCGAUUCGUCACAAACGUCGGAAUCGGAUGAAUCAAGUACACAUGACGAUUCAACCACGGAAAAUUCGUCUGGUUCGAUAACUUCUUCAACCAAGGGAAGUCAGUCCACCACUGUUGCAGGCGAUAGAGAAACAACACUAAAUCCGUUUGAAACUACCGUUGAUGACUCUGGAACCGACAGUUCAUCUUCCUUGGACGACACAGAGAGUUCAUCUGAAUCUCAUACUACCUCCAUGUAUCAACAAACAGAUAAAACUACAUCUUGUGAAAACAACGAUAGUGAUUCAACCACAAAUGAUCCAUUAACAACUGAAUCUUCUACGAAAGGAAUAACAGAUUAUUCAACAUACUCCUCAACUACUUCAACGACGAGUUAUGGUACAAGUGAAUAUUCCACGGACGGUAUAACAACCGAUUCGACAUACUCAAAUCCUACAUCAACUCACCCUAGUGGAAUCACUAAUGAUAAUGAAGGAGAGACGUCUUCAACGACUGAAUCUUCUGGAAACGGAAUAACACACGAUUCAACACAGUCAUCUACUCAAAGUAGUGGAUUGACAACGAACUCAUACUCUACUUUAACUCCAUCUUCAACGACUAAAUCUUCUGGGAAUGGAAUAACAGGUUAUUCAACACAGGCCACUACAACUUCAACAACCCAAUCUUCAAUUACAAUAACAGAUGAUUCAACACAAUCAUAUACUGCUUCAACUGAAAGCAGUGAAAUCACUACGGAUAUUGGUGAUGAAGGAAAAACAUCUUCAACGACUAAAUCUUCUACUUCAACCCAAAAUACUGAAACCACUACUGAUUUCAAUGAUAAAGACAAGUCAACUUCAACGACUGAAUCUUCUGGGAAUGGAAAAACAUCUGACUCAACAGAAUCAUUUUCUACUUCAACACAAAGUAGUGGAAUGACGACGAAUUGUGAUGAUGAAGGAAGAUCAACAUCAACUCAAGAUUAUUCAACAACGACCGAUAAUGCAAACAGCGAUUCGCAAACUUCAGAAUCAGAUGAAUCGAGUACCUCAGAUGAUUCAACAACCGAAGAUUCUUCAGAAAUGAGCACCACCACUGGGAAGACUCAUUCAACCACUCUCCAUGACGGAAUUGAAACAACGUCUGAUGACGGUAGUGGCAGUAGUUCAUCACAAACUUCAGAAUCAAACGAAUCAGAUGACUCGACAACAGAAAAUUCGUCGGAAACAACAACCAUUUCAACCCAAAGUAAUGAAACCACUACCGACUUUGACGAUGAAGGGAAUACGUCCUCUACAACUGAAUCUGAGAAUGGAAUAACAAAUGACUCAACGUACUCAACUGAUACUUCAACAAAAAGUAGUGGAAUGACGACGAAUGACGAUGAUGUAGGAACCUCAACAUCAACAACUCAAUCCUAUUCGAGUAUAACAACAGAUGAUUCAGCACACUCAUCUUCUACUUCAACUCAAAGUAGUAAAACCACCACUGAUUUAGAUGAUGAAGGGAACACCUCUUCCACAAGUGAAUCAUCGGAGAAUGGAGUAACAGAUGACACAACCUAUUCAUCUACAACUUCAAACCAAAGUAGCGGAUUCACUAAUGAUUGUAGUGAUGAAGAGAAGUCAACCUCAACAACUGAAUCUUCAUGGAAUUCGAAUACAGACGAAUCAACAUACUUUUCGACCACUGACUCCACAGUAACUGAAGAAACAACAUUACAAGAAACCGAAACUACAACAAAUGAUGGAUACCAAGAGACCUCUUCAAUAGGGGAAUCAACAACAGAUUUAUGUGGAUCAAGUUCAACUGAAUCGUCAUCUAGUGAAACGAACGAAACCUCAGAUUGUAGCACUUCAGCAGAGACUACAGGAAAAAAUCCCAGAGUUCUGCUAGUACCUGUUGUCGAAUAUAAAGGACCGUGCCUGACUGAGAAGGAAUUCAGAAAAUAUUUGUAUAAAAUAUUCGAUUGUCCCAAACCCAAAGUAAAAUGUGAAGAUGCAGAUAUUGGAACGAAAUAUGAGGGUAUAUACAUAUUGUAUGUUGAAAAAUGAAGGAAUUUGGGAAAAACAGAAUUCACGUGAUGGCGAGAAAACAGAUGACAAGUUUUCAAAGUGAGUAUGCUUAGUUCCAAUCCCUAGUUUCCUAUAUCGCACUAAUUAAAUUCUCUUUUUAGAUUUAUACUAUAAUGUACGGAAAUACUUAGAUUAAUCAAUAAUAAACCCAAUAAUGCUAAACAUACAUUCUUUUCUUAGAUUUUUAUGAGAAUAAUUUUAUGAAUAGUCUCACAACAGUAACGAAAAACUGGAGAAUGUUUUAUUUUAAUAAGGAAACCUUUUUGUUGUGAAAUAUUUAAGUUAUUAAUUAUUCUUAGUUUCGUAUUUAAAGUGUUCUUUGUGAA